AUAAUGAAUCCAAAGAUAUUGCUAUUAGUCGUUAUUCUUAGCAUGCUCGGAAUGGGCCAGUCUCAAAGGAAGAAGAUUGAGGUUUGGAUAAGGCCAAAGCAGAACCCCGAUUAUUUCGGAGGAUACCCACCACCAUAUUAAGAACCCUCCGUGCCAUAUCCUGGAUGAAACCCAAGAUUAAUCCGUUACAGGAUAUUCCUUGAAGCUAUUUAACGCGAUUUUUAAAUGAAACCAGAGGGGCACGAAUGAUUUAUAAAAUAUUGUGCAAACAAAAAUAAAAUAAAAUAUGUUAUACAA
Messenger RNA from Drosophila eugracilis, 297 nucleotides. RefSeq lists its product as uncharacterized. NCBI's taxonomy places the organism in Eukaryota, Metazoa, Arthropoda, Insecta, Diptera, Drosophilidae. The transcript has a single exon. The record is from RefSeq and is a predicted model, not a curated record. Bases 4 to 141 code for a protein of 45 amino acids.